GUUUGGCUCAGCACGUUUGCUACUUUCUUUUAACUUGAUUUUUGUGCUGCCAAAUGGCGGCGACAGCUGUGGGUAUACUAUGUCCUAUAAAUCCAAUUAAUUGGGAAACCCCUAGGAAUAUGGGCAUCGCCACUAUCCCAAAGUUCGGCUGCACGUUCCCAUGACUUUUAUUAGUUUCACCUUUUUUUCGCCGAGAAUUUAUGGCGAUUUUUGUAUAUCUAUGCAAAUGUUUUAUAGCCGUGUGUGUGUUGGGUAUAAAAAUAUUUUAUUGUUUACUUGGCGUGUUGCUGUCCAAUUAUUAACAAUAACACAGUUUUAAAGUUCGAAUUUCAAAUGGUGCUAUUAGAACUGGGUAAAAGAUACAAUUAGGGAAAUUUUAGCCAACUUAAUGAGUUAUUUAUUUUAAUUAUAUUGAGUAAAUUACAUAUCAAUUACAGCAUUUAUUUAGUUUUUAUUCGGACAGCAAUUUAAUUGGUUAAAAUCCUGUUUACUUUUCUCUACAUUCGUUUGCAUUGUAAAAGUGCCGGUGUGCGUCAUCUGUUGAUUAAAUUAUAUACGUAUGUACAUAUCUAUUUGUAAGCAAACACUGACGUCUAAUUCCGAACGAAAUGGAAAUAUUUAAAUAAAAAAUAAACUUUGCCACGUGCUGCACUUGAAUGCAAUCGCUAGUCACGUAGCAUGAUGACUCAAAGUUUGCAACGCAAAUAGUGAAAGUGGUGCGAAAUCUAAAAUUAAAUAAAGCUCGUAAUUUGACAAAUGUUAUUAAUAAGAUAGCUUCCCCGGCGUUUCAGAUACUUUUGUUACGUUACAGUCGAGCAAAGCUGAAAAAUGAAAUUCGAACAGCACGUAGAAUUGUAUGAACUUUUGUGGCGAUUUCAGUUCAAAACCAAAUUCGCUGCAGCUCGGACGCAAAGUUUUUAGACUGACUUCAAGGGAUAUAUUAAUAUAUAUUUAUAAAAUGAGUAACCUGGCAUCAAUACUGCUCCUCCUGCUCAUCAUCUGUGUCCAACGCUCGCGACAGCAACCCUUCUCGCAGCCCGUAUCCUGGACGGAUAAUGGGAUUUACGUUCCCGGUUCGGAGGAUGACCUGGACUGGACGGGCGCCAACUGGCAGCUGGUCGUCCGCUUUCUGAUGCAACGCCAGCAGCUGCGUUUCUGCAUCGCACUGGCCAGAUUCGAUGAGCAAUUGGUGCCGGGCACAGCCUGCCAGGCUCUUUUGGCCAACGGCCCGCUUAUGGCCAACUGCGAUAUUGGCAACAUCGAGGAUCUGACCAUGACCUUGCGCUACGCCUUCGGCGAAAUUCUGCUCGACACGAGUCGAAAGUGCCGUCCUGGCCUGGAGUUAUUCGGAGUUCGCUGCAGGCGGAGGGCAUAACUGCGGGAAAGACUUUAGUAAAUAUUUUAACUUUAAUUUUAAAAAUUGUAGCAUUGUUUCAACAAUGUCAAAAUGCAGGAAUAAUAUACAUAAUAUAUAUAUAUAUAUAUUUUUUAAAUUUUUCUGCCUAACCCUUUUCUCCGCAAAAGUUUUCUCACUUCGUGAAUUUUGUGGCACUCAAAUACUUUGGAUAACUGCUAUUAUUUCUAAUUAACAUUGAUGUCUGUGUGCAGAUUCCACACUAAGCCAAGUGAUGCCAGAAGUAACUGCAUUAGUUUGUCACCAAUAAAUUAGUAACUAAUGGAAAAUCGUAACAUUUUUGCUAGCUGCUGAAACUACUAAUUGUUCCCAUUUCCAAAUCGUCUCCUAAGUGCAUUGCUAAUUCACUUUAUCGAGCAAUUUUUCAUCGUCUGCCCCGUGCUGUCCCUUGUCAUUUCAAUAUGUCAAUAAAAAUCAGAAAGUAACACUCUCGCCCCUUACCAACCAUCCCCCCUGAUUCGUUUCAAUUGGAAACUGGGUGAAGGACUGAGUCCGAGUGGCGAGUCCUUGCCGAGUGCAGUGCCUCCCUGACAAAUGACGAUUAUAAUUUGUAAAAUGCGCCCAUCUUGUUGCUCCCCAGAUCCCCAGAUCCUUGUCGCACCCCCGAUAUGUUCGACUUGUGGCCUAGAUGUUGCUGUCCGUCCAUUUUCGCCCCAUUCCCAGGCAUUUCCACUCUCGGAUUCAGUUUAGUUCAUCGCAAUUGUUGUUGCAAUUAGCAGAAGCGAUGGGCGGGCAUUUUCCGGGCGGUAAUAUAAGCACAACUGAUGGUUUGAAUGGGCAAAAUUGCACAGCGCAAAUGGCCGAUGGUCGUGGGUGGAUAAAGUCGUACGAGUAUUGUUGCAUUUGGCAAUUACCGGCAAAUGUUUAGCAGCAAGCUCUAUUUUCCAUGCAGAGUUUUCCAAUUUCAAUCGGAGCUGUGAUAUCUUUUUCAAUCGAUUUGCAAGACAUCUUCGAAUGGAAAAAACUGUGGCACACUCCCAUGCGGAGCUGUCAAUACAAUAGACGCUUUCCAAAUCAGUUUUCGCAAUGAAAUUGAUGGGAUUUGUGCAUCGAGUGUGCAAGCUGCAGAAGUGCAUUUUAGGCUAUCAUUAUACGGGGCAACAAAAUGUUUAUCUAGCCGAAAAGAAAUGGGUUAGGAAAAUUAAACGUUAAUUUUAAAAAUUAUUUUGAUAGAACAUAUCAGCAUAAGAAACAUCGACUGUUGUUCAAGCGUUUAUCUGCCACUUUCAAGGACUCUUCAAGCUGCUCCCCAAAUUAUGGACAACUUUUCUACGGCAUGGCCAAAGCUAAAUGUAAAUUAAUGAAUUGUUUAAAGUGCUUAAAAUAUUUACGCUCAAAGCAAGUGGGUGAGCACUGCCACGCCUCCCUCCUCCCGCCCCCCUUCGCGGACUAGCUUCAAUCCAGGAUGCUGUGUGGGCCGCUGACCAAUGAAUAUGCAAACGAUCCGCCACCCACGGACACUCCUCCCACCAAGUUCGUUAUAGCGCAGCAUAAGGUCAAGGAGGAAAGGCUGCGGAGAAGUGGUGGGCGAAGAAAGUACACUGGUCUACACAGUUCGUAGGUCUAGAACAAUGUAGGUCUAGAUAUUCUAAACGCUUUACUUGUUAUUUAAUUAAAAGAAUAAAUAAUUCAAUACAAAUACCUUUAAUAUACAA
Molecule: messenger RNA, 3069 nt
Organism: Drosophila sechellia
Lineage: Eukaryota; Metazoa; Arthropoda; Insecta; Diptera; Drosophilidae
Exons: 2
Coding region: 857-1375 (172 amino acids)
Source: RefSeq, a predicted model, not a curated record